GCCAAAAUUCUAAAAAAACUUAACUCUCUCUUUGGCUCUUAUAGCUUUAUUAUUAAACAUUUAAUUUAGAAUUCAUUCAUUAAUUUAAAUUUAAUUUAAUUUAAUUUAAUUAAUUAUUUAAAAAAAUGUUUGCGACACGAUCGAAAUUAGCGACGUAUUGUAGUCGACGUUUAAUGGUAUUACAAUCUGGAAAAUUUUCACGAAAUACACAAAUACGAAAUACGCAUAGUUCAACAGGAUUAUAUCGACCAAAACGUACAUUUCCAACAUUAUCUGUGGACAAACGUACCUUGCAAGCAGCUGCAUCAGAAAGAGUGCAAACUACAUUUACAGAACGAUCACAAUUGAAAUAUGCACGUAGAAUUGUUGUAAAAUUAGGAAGUGCUGUGAUUACUCGAGAAGAUGAACAUGGUCUUGCACUUGGACGUCUUGCAUCUAUUGUGGAACAGGUUGCUGAAUGCCAUAAUGAAGGACGAGAAUGUAUUAUGGUCACCAGUGGUGCCGUAGCAUUUGGUAAACAAAAAUUGACUCAAGAAUUAUUGAUGUCAUUGUCAAUGCGUGAAACUUUAUCACCAAAAGAUCACACUAGAGAGGAUGCUGGAAUGUUAUUAGAGCCCCGUGCCGCUGCUGCCGUAGGUCAAUCAGGUCUUAUGUCGUUGUACGAAGCUAUGUUUUCACAAUAUGGUGUUAAAAUUGCCCAGGUUUUAGUUACGAAGCCAGAUUUUUACAAUGAAAUGACUCGUCGUAAUUUGUUUAGUACGUUAACCGAACUGAUAAGUUUAAAUAUUGUUCCAAUUAUUAACACAAAUGAUGCCGUUUCACCCCCACCUCAAAUUGAUGAACCUGUCGCUGGAACACCAACAAAACGGGGACUUAGUUUGAAAGAUAACGACAGUUUAGCCGCUAUGGUUGCCGCCGAAGUAAAAUCUGAUUUGUUAAUUUUAAUGUCUGACGUAAAUGGUAUCUACACAAAACCACCAUGGGAAGAUGGUGCCCGUUUAAUUCAUACAUACACCUCAGAUUUCCGUAAUACUUUACAAUUCGGUAAAAAAUCCAAAGUUGGUACCGGUGGUAUGGACUCAAAAGUGAAUGCCGCGACAUGGGCAUUAGAUCGUGGUGUUGGUGUUGUUAUUUGUAAUGGUAUGCAAGAGAAAGCUAUUAAAAUGAUUAUUAAUGGAAGAAAAAUUGGUACAUUCUUUACGGAAUCGAACAUUAGUGCAUCAACACCAGUGGAAACUUUGGCUGAGAAUGCUCGAUCUGGUGGCCGUGCUCUCCAAAGUUUAACACCAGAAGAACGUGCCUCAGCUGUAAAUACUCUCGCUGAUUUACUCAUCUCCAAACAAAACGAAGUAUUAGAUGCUAACGCACGUGAUUUACAAGAAGCAACCAAAUCCGGUUUAGCGAAACCGUUAUUAAGUCGUCUCUCUUUAACACCCAGUAAAUUGAAGAACUUAGCUGUUGGAUUACGUCAAAUUGCUGAAGCUAGUCAUAACAAUGUUGGCCGAGUAUUACGCCGUACAAAAUUAGCCGAUGGUUUAUCCUUAAAACAAAUCACCGUGCCAAUUGGAGUACUCUUAGUUAUUUUCGAAUCACGACCAGACUCCUUACCUCAAGUAGCCUCGUUAGCAAUCGCAUCCGCUAACGGUUUAUUAUUAAAGGGUGGAAAAGAAGCCGCAGCCAGUAAUAAAGCUUUAAUGGAACUUGUAAAAGAAGCUUUAUCCACAGUUGGUGCAACGAAUGCCGUAUCAUUGGUAUCAACUCGAGAAGAAAUUGGUGAUCUUUUAUGUAUGGAGAAACACAUCGACUUAAUUAUCCCACGUGGUUCAAGUGACUUAGUCCGCUCAAUUCAACAACAAAGUCAACAUAUUCCAGUGUUAGGUCAUGCUGAAGGUAUCUGUCAUGUGUAUAUCGAUAAAGAAGCUGAUCUAAAGAAAGCCUUGAAAAUCAUCCGUGACUCGAAAUGCGAUUAUCCAGCGGCUUGUAAUGCUAUGGAAACCUUGUUAAUUCAUGAAGAUUUAAUGAAAACUGACUUCUUCUCAAGUGUUUGUAAUAUGUUGAAAAAUGAAGGUGUGAAAAUUUACUCAGGGCCAAACUUGAACAAAUUAUUAACUUUUGGACCACCGCUAGCGAAAUCAUUGAAACAUGAAUAUGGAGCACUUGAAUGUUGCAUAGAAGUUGUCCAUGAUAUAAACCAUGCUAUUGAUCAUAUUCAUACUUAUGGAAGUUCACAUACGGAAGUUAUCGUCACUGAAGACAAACAAACAGCCGAAGCAUUCCAACGACAAGUGGACAGUGCUUGUGUAUUCCACAAUGCAAGUUCCCGUUUUGCAGAUGGUUUCCGAUUUGGUUUAGGCGCUGAAGUUGGUAUUAGUACAGCUCGAAUUCAUGCACGUGGUCCCGUCGGUGUCGAAGGUUUAUUAACAACAAAAUGGGUAUUAUCUGGUGAAGAUCAUGCCGCUGCUGAUUUUGCUGAAGGAGGUGGUCGUACAUUUGUACAUGAAUCAUUACCAUUAUAGAUGCGAAGAAAUUUAAUUUAUUUUUUCUGUAAUUAAUCACAG
Messenger RNA from Chrysoperla carnea, 2558 nucleotides. It is a transcript of the gene P5CS, whose product is annotated as delta-1-pyrroline-5-carboxylate synthase. NCBI's taxonomy places the organism in Eukaryota, Metazoa, Arthropoda, Insecta, Neuroptera, Chrysopidae. The transcript has 8 exons. The coding region runs from base 126 to 2516 and encodes 796 amino acids. The record is from RefSeq and is a predicted model, not a curated record. Gene Ontology annotation, molecular function: glutamate-5-semialdehyde dehydrogenase (NADP+) activity; glutamate 5-kinase activity; ATP binding. Gene Ontology annotation, cellular component: mitochondrion; cytoplasm.